This is a messenger RNA of Chondrus crispus (carragheen), 1476 nucleotides long. RefSeq lists its product as hypothetical. The transcript is spliced from 2 exons. NCBI's taxonomy places the organism in Eukaryota, Rhodophyta, Florideophyceae, Gigartinales, Gigartinaceae. The coding region runs from base 1 to 1476 and encodes 491 amino acids. The record is from RefSeq and is a predicted model, not a curated record.
AUGCCGAUCAGCACUUUGAACAUUACCGCGGCAAAGAAGUCUAUUCUCUUCGCAACCUCGAGCCCACAAGGAGCGAGCAUGGCGGAGCCCAAUGAAGCACCUAUCGAUUGGAACUGGCUUGGCUGUGAGUGUGAGGAGAUGAGGAAGUCCAUGGGCUCGCUAUCAAGCUUUAGCGGCGGUGAGCAGCAGCCAGCACUCGCUAGCGUGCACGACGACGAUGACAGCGAGGAUGAUGAGAUGGUGGUCGCGGCGGUAUCAUUUCUGAGCGCCAGCAGCCGGGGCAUAGGGCUUCCUCCGCGCUGGCAUCGUGGCUCCACACAUGGCCGGAGAGUGAACAAGCGGUGCGGCUUUGACUGGGGCAUGGAACGAAUAGUCGAUGACUAUUUCGCAGAAGAUUGCGUAUACAGUGUCGACGACUUCGAAAGAAGGUUUAGGGUCCCAAGGCAGGUGUUUGAAAGGGUGAGGUAUGCCCUUGAGGGGAGCGGCGUGUUCGUGCGGCGCGUCGAUGCCUUAGGGGUCCCCGGUAUUCACCCGCUGCAGAGAAUCGUGGCGGCAAUGCGCAUGUUGUCGACAGGCGUAGGCGGUGAUGUCGUGGAUGAGUACUGCCGGGUGUCCAAAACCAGCGCUCUGAUUUUGCUUAAGGAGUUCUCGAAAAGCGUUGUGGCCGCGUUUGGGGGCGAGUACCUUAGGGCUCCGACUGAGUCAGAUCUAAGGCGCAUCAUGGCCAUCAACGCUGCUCGCGGAUUUCCGGGCUGCAUCGGCUCGAUCGACUGCCAGCAUUAUAGGUGGAGGAGCUGCCCGAAAGCUUGGGCCGGGCAGUUUCAAGGGAAAGAGAAGAGCCCUACGCUGGUAUUAGAGGCAAUUGCGGACGCGGAGCUAUGGUUUUGGCAUGUAUUCUUUGGCAUGCCAGGGUCGUGCAAUGACAUCAAUGUCCUCGACUCCUCGGAGACACUUUCGGGCAUCAUGAAGGGGAUGUUUCCGCCGAAGAUUGGCUACAAAGUUGGGAGCGAGGCGAUGAGCUUCCCGUACUACCUGGCGGACGGCAUAUACCCCAAUUGGCGCAUCUUCAUCAAGACGUUCAAAAGCCCACAAUCUGCAGAAGAGUCUGCAUUCGCCCAGGCGCAAGAGGCUGUGCGCAAGGAUGUUGAGCGCGCGUUUGGUGUGCUCGUGCAGCGGUUUCAAAUAGUCGCGAAGCCCAUCAACUUGUGGUACCGAGAUGACAUUGCGGCCGUUGUGAAAUGCUGCGUCAUUUUGCACAACAUGACCGUAGAGGCCCGGCGGGACAGCUACGAGUCGGGAAUGAUAUUUCGGUGGCAAUCACAGCAAGCGCUUGAAACCUCUGGCGAACUGCCUGAUGGGAUGUGGGCGGCGCAAGUUCUGAGCCGCGAGGAGGAGGUGACGUGCUCUGCUGCGCACAGGGAGCUGACCUGGAAGCUCAUAAGGCACAUUUGGGAUGGCGAGGGCCGUCGCUCGUAG